CCACAGCGGUACCCUCCAACCCCGCGUCCCGGAUGUGGAAGUAGGUGGGCGGCUGCUCUUCUCGGUCGUGCACCCCCUAAAGGCACGGUGCAGGGAUUUAGCUGGUGUUGUCUUGCCUCACAGAACAACCACGUCUGUUGCAGGCCUAGGCUGGAUUGUAGCCUUUGUAAACAAGAGAAGGUCUGUAGGCUAUCAGCAUGGCAUUUCCAGAGAGGUCCUAAUGAUUUACACCUUUGUCAAGAACAGGAAUUAUAUGGACUUCUUUGAGGAUGAUCGACCCGGCCUGGAUCUGAGGAAGGGAUGAGAUAAUGUGUGAUCAGCGUGAAACUGACACCGCAGAAGUCAAGUGGCAGAAAGUUUUAUACGAGCGGCAGCCCUUCCCUGAUAACUAUGUUGACCAACGAUUCCUGGAAGAACUCCGGAAAAACAUCUAUGCCCGGAAAUACCAAUACUGGGCUGUGGUGUUUGAGUCCAGCGUGGUGAUCCAGCAAUUGUGCAGUGUCUGCGUUUUUGUGGUGAUCUGGUGGUACAUGGAUGCGGGUCUUCUGGCCCCCCAGUGGCUUUUUGGGGCUGGACUGGCAUCUUCAUUGAUUGGGUAUGUUUUAUUUGAUCUCAUUGAUGGAGGUGAUGGACGGAAGAAGAGUGGGCGGACACGGUGGGCUGACCUGAAGAGUACUUUGGUCUUCAUUACCUUCACUUAUGGCUUUUCACCAGUGCUGAAGACGCUGACGGAAUCUGUCAGUACCGACACCAUUUAUGCCAUGUCAGUUUUUAUGCUGUUAGGCCACCUCAUCUUCUUUGAUUAUGGUGCCAACGCUGCUAUUGUAUCUAGCACACUGUCCUUGAACAUGGCCAUCUUUGCUUCUGUUUGCCUGGCCUCACGUCUCCCCCGGUCACUGCAUGCCUUCAUUAUGGUAACGUUUGCCAUCCAGAUUUUUGCGCUGUGGCCCAUGUUACAGAAGAAACUGAAGGCAUAUACCCCCCGAAGCUAUGUUGGGGUCACUCUGCUUUUUGCAUUUUCAGCUUUUGGAGGUCUUUUGUCCAUUAGUGGUGUGGGAGCCAUACUCUUUGCCCUUCUGCUGAUAUCUAUAUCAUGUCUCUGCCCUUACUACCUCAUUCGCCUGCAGCUUUUUAAGGAAAAUAUUCAUGGGCCAUGGGAUGAAGCUGAAAUCAAGGAAGACUUGUCUAGGUUUCUUAGCUAAGCUAGGAACCUUCAUUCAUUAUUAAGACAAGCUGAAAGACUUAUAACCUAACCAGUAUAACAUUUAAAGGCAGAAUUCCACUCUUGAAGCAGCAGGCUGAUCUGGGUGGCAGAGCAGAGAUCAGCAGAAAAGCAUUUAACCAAGGGCUUAGGAGGAAGCUGUUUGUCUUUCAGUUAUUUUGUGACUCAAAAGCUUUCUGGUGCUGUCAUGAAUAAUUGUCCUUUAUUACCUUAACAAAUGAUGUAAUGUGGGUUCACUUAUUAAAAAAGUAACAGCCA
Psammomys obesus (fat sand rat) is the source of this 1480-nucleotide messenger RNA. RefSeq names its product phosphatidylinositol glycan anchor biosynthesis class C (gene Pigc). The transcript has 2 exons. The record is from RefSeq and is a predicted model, not a curated record. Lineage: Eukaryota; Metazoa; Chordata; Mammalia; Rodentia; Muridae. Gene Ontology annotation, cellular component: glycosylphosphatidylinositol-N-acetylglucosaminyltransferase (GPI-GnT) complex; membrane. The coding region runs from base 309 to 1202 and encodes 297 amino acids. Gene Ontology annotation, biological process: GPI anchor biosynthetic process.